This is a messenger RNA of Nylanderia fulva, 2363 nucleotides long. It is a transcript of the gene Pgm2a, whose product is annotated as phosphoglucomutase 2. The record is from RefSeq and is a predicted model, not a curated record. Gene Ontology annotation, biological process: purine ribonucleoside salvage; carbohydrate metabolic process. Gene Ontology annotation, cellular component: nucleus. Lineage: Eukaryota; Metazoa; Arthropoda; Insecta; Hymenoptera; Formicidae. Gene Ontology annotation, molecular function: magnesium ion binding; phosphopentomutase activity.
UAAUAUAUAUAUAUAUAUAAUGAAUCAAGGUCUCUGUCAUACAAUUGUGCAAAUAUUUCGUGUUAUCUCUGCUGGGUGGAACAUAUAUAUAUGCAUUCAGCGUUCAACGGAUUAUCGUGAUAUUUUUUUCAUUCAUGAUAUGAAUCACAUCAUUUUUUAUAUGCAAAAGAGAAUCUCUCUUUAACAUGUAACUCUUUGCUUGGGAGGAAUAGAUAACGAGAGAUGGAGGGAGAUAAAAUAUUGCGAAUGCAUGCACAACGUUGAAUAUUCGAAAAAACAGGCCUCUGUUGGAAGCAUUUUGCCAUUUAUGUGAGAAAAGUUAUGUUAAUUAAUACAUUGAACCAACAAAUUUAAUUAUAUCAAGAACAAUCUACUUGUACAUUUAAUUUGACAUACCAUCAAUAUUAUGGCUCUCCAACAGUCAGUAAAUACAGGCAAUAGCAAUUUGGAUACCAAGAUCAUUGAAUGGCUGCAAUGGAAUAAGGAUCCGAAGGCAAAAGAUGAGAUAAAUGAAUACUUAAAUAAUGGGCAAAUUAAAAUAUUAUCAAAAUUAUUCCUCAAAAGACUUGAGUUUGGAACUGCAGGUCUUAGAGGUCGUAUGGGACCUGGUUAUAGUCAAAUGAAUGAUUUAGUCAUUGUGCAGACCGGUCAAGGAUUAAUGAAAUAUUUAAUAGAUACCAUAUUUGAUGUAUCAUUGAAAGGUGUCGUUAUAGGAUACGAUGGGCGUUAUAAUAGUAAAAGAUUUGCUGAAUUAACUACUGCAAUUUUUAUAGCCAAUGGUAUUAAAGUUUAUUUGUUUUCCGAAAUAUGUCCUACACCAUUUAUACCUUAUGCCAUAUUGAGAUACAAAUGUGCAGCUGGGAUCAUGGUGACUGCGUCUCAUAAUCCAAAGGAUGACAAUGGAUAUAAAGUCUAUUGGCAAAAUGGAGCACAGAUUAUUUCACCUCAUGAUAAAAAAAUUCAAAAUUACAUUCUUAAUAAUCUUGAACCACUUGAAUCCUCGUGGAAUGUGAGUGAAAUCUAUAAUAGCUCUUACUACAAAGAUCCAAGAGAAGAUAUUAUGCGAUUUUAUUAUCGAGAUCUAAAGGAUACAGUCCUAUAUCCUGAAGUUAACAGAAAUACCACAUUGAAAUUUACGUACACUGCUAUGCAUGGUGUUGGAUAUGAAUAUAUGACUGCUGCAUUUGAGGCAGCAAACUUGAAGCCAUUUAUAACUGUAGAGGAACAGAAAUUGCCAGAUCCAGAAUUUUCAACAGUGAAAUUUCCGAAUCCAGAAGAAGGAAAAAGUGCUCUCGAUCUUAGUAUAAAAUUAGCAAAUAAAAGCGAUUCGUCUGUAAUACUCGCUAAUGAUCCAGAUGCAGACAGACUUGCAUGUGCAACGAAAACAAAAAGUGGAGAAUGGCAUGUCUUCUCUGGAAAUGAACUUGGUGCAUUAUUGGGUUGGUGGAUGAUGCACACUUAUCAAGUUUUACACCCUGAUGUUGAUAUGAAUGAUGCAUAUAUGUUAGCAUCAACUGUUUCCAGCAAAAUUCUAGCUUCAAUGGCCAAAAAAGAAGGUUUUAAUUUUGAGGAAACUUUAACAGGUUUCAAAUGGAUGGGUAACAAAGCUAUUGAGUUAAUGAAGAAAAAUAAGGAUAUCUUAUUUGCGUAUGAAGAAGCUAUAGGUUUUAUGUGUGGUUCCAAGGUCCUAGAUAAAGAUGGAAUUAGCGCUGGAGUACGCGUAGCUGAACUAGCAGCUUAUCUUGAAACAAUAAAGUUAACUUUACCAGAUAAAUUGCAGGAAAUAUAUCAAGAGUAUGGUCAUCAUAUCAGUGACAAUUCUUAUUGGAUAUGUUACGAUUCGGACGUUAUUAAAGCGAUAUUUGAACGGCUGAGGAAUUUUUCUAGCAAACUAGAUACAUAUCCAACCGGAAUUCUGGGAGGAAAAUAUAUAAUAACCAGUGUUCGGGAUUUGACAACAGGAUAUGACAGUACAAAACCUGAUAAUAAAGCAGUUCUUCCUGUAUCAAAAUCUAGCCAAAUGAUUACAUUUACAUUUAAAAAUGGAUUAGUCACCACUUUAAGAACUAGCGGUACAGAGCCUAAAAUAAAAUAUUACAAUGAAUUAUGUGGAUCACCUGGAGAAGACUUAACUAAACUGAAGAGUACACUCAAGGAGAUGGUAUCAGCUAUUGUAAUAGAAUUUCUUCAACCAGAAAUUAAUGGACUUAUUGCGCGUGAAGAAUAAAUUAUGAUAAUAACUGUUUGUACUAUGUACGUAUUAUAUAAAAGAUUCAUCUAACUGUUUAAAAUUCAAUGUCAAAAUAGGUCAUGUAACUUAUUUUAUGAAUACUAUGCUGUAAAAUUGCUUCAAAUAUUCAACA